UCUAAACGAAACUACAAUAUUAUAUUAAAUAGAAAAAUAUUGUUGAAGUUUUGGUAGGACAUUAACGCUGCGAAGCAGCAUUGGAGAAUCAGUAUACGAAGAACGUUAAGAACGACUUGAUAGACUUAGUGAAUCACGUAUAAACGCCUUCAAAUCAAAGUUAUUUUGAGGAGCUCGUUGGAAGAAAUGCUGGAGUCUCUCAGGCAAAGGCAGGGGAAUGAGAAGCCGAGAGACUUACCACCUGAGCUGCCAGCCAGGCCGAGGGUGAAGGCCAAAACUAGGCCGCCAUCCGUCAGAAAACCAUUGCCAAUAAUCUCCCCAAGAGGUAAUGAUUUCUUUAAAAAAGAAGAGGUUAAAAGGGUGAGAGGGAAUAGUUUUGAUGAAAUGAAGGAAAAGAAGCCGGACGAAUCGCCUAGCCUCAUGUCUCCACAAAGGAAAGAUUCGAAACGGACGUCAGAACGAAUGCAGGAUGAACCAAAGUACGCAGUUUCAUCUAAGGACUCCUUUCCCAUCUUCCCCGAGACGGAUUCAGAUGAGAGUGUUGGUUAUUUCUUCAAAAAGAAACUUCGUAUUUGGUGUCACCUACAAAAUGGGAAGUGGGAAUUAGGGCAGAUACAAUCAAAUUCAGGAGGGAAAUAUGUUGUAAUUCUUUCAGAUGAAAGUAGUGUGACAGUUCCCAAACCAGACCUCUUACCAGCAAAUCCGGACAAUCUUGAGGGAGUUGAUGAUCUCAUUCAACUCAAUCAUCUUAAUGAGCCAUCAGUUCUUCACAACUUGCAAACCAGAUACUCUCGUCAAGAAAUAUAUACUAAAGCUGGUCCAGUUUUAAUAGCGAUCAAUCCUUUCAAUGAUGUCCAAGUGUGUGGGGAUGCAUAUGUUACAGCUUACAGGAAGAAGCUAGUGGAUAAUCCUCACGUGUAUGCUACUGCUGACACUGCCUAUAAUGAAAUGAUGGAAGGUGGGAUGAACCAGUCUAUCAUCAUCAGUGGGGAAAGUGGGUCAGGAAAAACAGAAACAGCCAAAUUUACUAUGCAAUACUUGGCUGCUCUUGGUGGAGGAAGCAAUGGGAUAGAGUAUGAGGUGAUGCAGACAAACUGUAUAUUAGAGGCAUUUGGAAAUGCAAAAACAUCCAGGAAUGACAACUCCAGUCGUUUUGGAAAAUUGACUGAAAUUCAUUUUAGUGCAGCUGGAAAAAUAUGUGGGGCCAAACUAAAUACUUGUAAGCAUGCAUAUAUCUACAAGUUGGAUGAGAAACUUCAUUCUUAGAUACAGGUCCUAAUCAUGGGUCUCGCCUUUUUUUUAAAAAUAAUCUUUUCUAUUCCAA
Molecule: messenger RNA, 1324 nt
Organism: Cuscuta campestris
Lineage: Eukaryota; Viridiplantae; Streptophyta; Magnoliopsida; Solanales; Convolvulaceae
Source: the annotation of a GenBank genome assembly